UAGGCGUUAAAAAAGUACGCAACACUCUCUUCGUAAAAUUAUAUUUAAAAGUAGUAAAAGUUAAUAUUAUUACCUUUUUGCUUUGCCACCGUACUUAAAAAUCAACAACUUAGACGCACUGUCGUUUGUCACCACUUCUAUGGUGUGACACUAGCACUUCACUGCACUCCUGUACCGGUUCUCCAUCACAUCAACUUAUCAUCGCCAUGGCCACACUAUCCGAUGUGCAACAGCUCCAGUCAUCUCUUGAGGCUUCACUGCACCAGCGCAUGAGUGACUUCGAAUCACAACUCAAGACCUCCGCUGAGCCCUCAUCGCUUGUACGGCUGUAUGAAGAGUUCAGGGCGUUCAAGGAAACUGUUCACGGCAUCCUGCAGCUGUUACGCAAGCAAAUAUGUGAGCUUUCUAAAGUCACAGAUGCAUUGGAGAUGAGGCAUCGUCGAAAGUGUCUACUGUUUGGUGGUAUAGCGGAGGAUCCUAAGGAGCAGACCACCGCUGUGAUAAGUGACAUCUUGUGUGAGCGUUUUGACAUGAAGGACAUUAGCUCCUCUACAUUUGCUGCAUGCCACAGGCUUGGAUCCGCAUCUAAGGGUCGCACACGACCCAUUUUGGUCCGGUUUGUGGACCACUCCAUAAAGUCAGCGGUGUGGAGAAAGAAGACUGUCCUGAAGGGAACCUCUACUGUACUGUCGGAAUUCCUCACACGUCCAAGGCAAGAACUUUUUAUGGAGGCACGCAAGCGGUUUGGCAUCACAAACUGCUGGACACUUGACGGCAACAUAUACGCCAAGUUGCCGGGUGGGAUGCGUCGCCAAAUUCAUAAUGUGCAAGAUCUCGACUGCGACAAGCAGCCUGUUCUUGCCGGACCGGCUAGAGAGAGUCCAGCUACAGCGGACAAGAGGAGCAAGACCGCGUCCACCUCGGCCCCGCAGCGCUCCAAACGUACGGUCACCAAACUGGUUGCCGGGAAAUGAUAACUACCCGACAGUACUUGU
Messenger RNA from Ostrinia furnacalis (Asian corn borer), 995 nucleotides. RefSeq lists its product as uncharacterized. Bases 207 to 974 code for a protein of 255 amino acids. The record is from RefSeq and is a predicted model, not a curated record. NCBI's taxonomy places the organism in Eukaryota, Metazoa, Arthropoda, Insecta, Lepidoptera, Crambidae. The transcript has 2 exons.